Messenger RNA from Spinacia oleracea (spinach), 506 nucleotides. RefSeq names its product caltractin-like. Gene Ontology annotation, molecular function: calcium ion binding. Lineage: Eukaryota; Viridiplantae; Streptophyta; Magnoliopsida; Caryophyllales; Amaranthaceae. The transcript has 5 exons. The record is from RefSeq and is a predicted model, not a curated record. The annotation marks the transcript as partial. Gene Ontology annotation, cellular component: myosin II complex.
UUUGGUAAAUACUAUCAGUCAAGUGCUAGGACGGUGAGGAAAGAUAAGCCACGUGGGCGUCAUCAUGGUCUCACUCAACAGAAGAGGCAAGAGAUAAAGGAAGCUUUUGAACUGUUUGACACUGAUGGCUCAGGAACUAUUGAUGCUAAGGAGUUGAAUGUUGCUAUGAGUGCUCUGGGUUUUGAGAUGACCGAAGAGCAAAUCAAUCAAAUGAUUGCGGAUGUUGACAAGGAUGGAAGUGGUGCCAUUGAUUUCGAUGAAUUUUGUCACAUGAUGACUGCUAAAAUCGGAGAAAGAGACACUAAGGAAGAAUUAAUGAAAGCAUUUCGUAUAAUCGACCAAGAUAAUAAUGAACACUAAUGUCCCUGUCUUCCCUGAAGAAGUAUGUGUCACCUAGUUGGGGGCAGCCAUUUGUAGGAGCUAGCAUUUUGGCAGUUUCAGGGAAUGGAGCUAGCAUUUGGAGAGAGGCUGAACUUGAAUCUUGGGAUGACAAACUCAAUAAAGGC